Molecule: messenger RNA, 1036 nt
Organism: Halichondria panicea
Lineage: Eukaryota; Metazoa; Porifera; Demospongiae; Suberitida; Halichondriidae
Exons: 5
Coding region: 288-896 (202 amino acids)
Molecular function (GO): oxidoreductase activity, acting on a sulfur group of donors, disulfide as acceptor
Source: RefSeq, a predicted model, not a curated record
UUUGGGGGGGGGGGGUUUCGUGGUUGAAUACUGGAGCACGAAUGAAGCAAUCAUCAUUGACCAUGUUAGUGCACACAACCACUAUAAAGUGAAGGUUUAAUUUGACCCCCGGAAAUUACCUGGUAUAUGGUUCAGUAACCAACCCUCACUACUACACCCCCUGAUCGGAGAUAUUGGUGUGUGUUCAAAUAGCUACUUAAUAAAAGAGGGAGUGUUAAGUUGUGACUAAAAUUCAUUAAUCACAUGAUGUUUCACCAUAAUUUAUCAUAAUAGUUGCAGCAGCAAAGAUGUACUCCCUUAUCCUAGUAGCCUUGGCUCUGUGUCUUGCUCCUGCAUCCUCAGCAGACAAGGUGGUGGUGGGAUUCUAUGCUGAAGCACUCUGUCCUUACUGUCUGGAACUGAGCAAUGGACCACUGACGGAUGCUUUUAAGCAGCUCCCAGAUAUAUUCACCCUGAAAUACGUCCCCUGGGGCAAUGCAAAGAUAAUGAACAAUAGCAAGUUUGAAUGUCAGCAUGGAAAGAUGGAGUGUGUCAUGAACACUGUCAUGGCCUGUGUCCUCAACUACUACCCUGAUCAGAUGCAGUUUUGGCCAUUCUUGCACUGUAUUGACCAGUACAAAGAGAAACAGGAUCUCAAGAAAGCCGAGAGUUGUGCGUCUGAGACCAAACUAGACUGGGACCAGAUCAACGCCUGUCAAUCCGGAGACAUGGGGCACAAGCUUGAGCUGAUGUUUGCCAACAUGACAAGCCAACUCAACCCCCCUCACAAGUAUACCCCCUGGAUCACCAUCAAUGGAGAGCAUAACACCAAUGCUGAGAAUGAUGGUAUGGUCAAAGAGAUCUGCAGUGCUUACACUGGCAGCAAUGUGCCAGCUGCCUGCAACAAGACUGUGUGAUCCAAGAGGCAAAGACUACUUGAACAGAAUGUUGUAGCAUAGGUAAUAAAUAGUACACUAUUGACUAUAAACUAGAUCUAGCUAUGGACUAACAUGUAUUUAUGCUGACUUUUAUUGUUGACGAUCGUUACCACAAAUAA